CGCCCCGAGCCCCCGGGGCCGAGUUCCCGCCGCCCGGCCCGCAGAAUCAGAGUCAGAGGCAGCCUCACCCGGGCGGGUAGACACCCACCAGAUGUUUGCCAUCCAGCCAGGGCUAGCUGAGGGGGGCCAGUUCCUGGGGGGCCCACCUCCUGGAUUAUGUCAGCCCAAGCUCCAGCCAGACGGCAACUCCAACUUCAUGACAAGUGCCAAGGAUGCCAAUGAGAAUUGGCACGGGAUGCCAGGCCAAGUGGAGCCCAUCCCUAUGAGGAGCUCCUCAGGGCUGCCCCCUGAUCACCAGGUUUUCCAGGCCACUGGACUCCCUGACGGGGCGGUUCGCAGCCCACCAGAGGGGGCAGAGAUCCCUCGAGCUGAGCCUGAAAAGAUGGAUAGUGCCAGCAAAGUCUGCUCCCCUCUGGAGGACAACGGUUAUGCCAGCAGCUCCCUGAGCAUUGACAGCCCUAGCAGCAACCCUGAAUCUGCCUGUGGGUCCCCUAGAGGGCCUGGUCCUGCAGAACCCCUUCUACCCUCGGUGGCCCAGGCUGUGCAGCAGCUGCAGGCUCAGGAGCGCUACAAAGAGCAGGAGAAAGAGAAGCACCAUGUGCACUUGGUGAUGUACCGCCGGCUCGCCCUGCUCCAGUGGAUCCGCAGCCUGCAGCACCAGUUGUUUGACCAGCAGGCCCGGCUGCAAGAGAGCUUCGACACCAUCCUUGACAACCGGAAGGAGCUUAUCCGCUGUCUCCAACAGAGGGCAGCACCCUCCAGGCCCCAGGACCGGGGCUAAGGGUGUGCCUCCACAGGGGUGCAAGGGUGUAUGUAUAUCUUUGCAGGCAGGCAUAUGGUUGUGCAUGAGUGCAGGUAAGUGUGAGUAUGGAUGAGCUAAUGUAGGCAGGUAUGUGCAAGCAUGUGUGAAUCAGCACUUGUGUAUGAGUUUAUCUGUGCUGUGUGUUCCAUGUGUACCACAAGCUAACUUAUGUACAGACCUAUAUGUAAGUGUGUAAGGGGAACAUAUGUGUAGGUAAAACCUGUGUGUGAUGAAACAUAUAUGCAUGCACGAACAGAUACUUAAUAGUAUGCAUACUGUGAAUGAAUGAGGAUCAAUGUGUGUAUAUGAGUGAGUUUGAAUGUGCAAGCUUAUGGGUGUAUGUAAGUGAGCCCUUGUGUGUCCAGGCCUAUUUAUUGGGGGGAGGCAUGUGUGCAGCACAGGCAUGGGAAGUGUAUAUUUGGAGUAUUUUCAGGCAGACUCACAAGCAGAUGUGUGCAAAUAUAUAUUCAAAUCCCAUGAGCAUCCAUACACACUGUGGCAUACCCAUGGCCACUCCACCUUUUUUCUCUUCAUGGGUCCACUGCUCCCUGGAGAGGGAAGGGGAACCUGCUGUCAUUUAUCUGAGGGUUGAGACUCAUCCUUCUCCUGGGAUUUCCCGCUACUUCUCUUCCCUUCCCCUCACACCUCCCAGACCUUGCUCUACUAAGGUGGUUGUCCCCAAUAAAGAUUUGUUGUGGGAAGUUUUGUGGCUGCUCUGGCCUGCCAUGGCUUUUUGGCCACAAUUUGCCAGGGCAAUUGGUAGAGAAUUAGUAUCAGGGAAAGGAGCUAGGGAUACCGAUAGAGACCAUGGCAGGGUUGGGGACCAUGGGCAGGUCAGAGGAGACAGGAGACUGUCCCUCUAGAGCUCUGCCUUUGGGCACAUGGGAUAAGGGGGUGGAGUUGGUGAUUAUGGCAGAAACCUGUGAAGAAUAGGAGAAUGGAAAUUCUAAAAUAUCAAUUCCCAACAAACCACAUGUCUCCAUGCAAAGGAGCUAUAUUGCAAACCAUUUGACUUAAGCUUCUGAUGAAAAGUUGUAUGUACUAAUAUAUUAUAUGUCAAUUAUACCUCAAUUAAAAGAAAAAAGAGGGCCUCCCGGGUGGUUCAGUGGUCAAAGACACAGCGCUAUCAAGCCGCCAGCCACUGCAACAUGAGUUUAAUCUCCACCCUGGGAGCUAACCCAUAUGGUGUGGCCGCUGCUCCCCUCAGCAGUGUAUUUCAGUGGAUCCACCUGUCUGCUCCCCACUCUGUCUCUGGUGAAUCCUUUCAUCCCCCACACCUCUGGCCUAUACCCCAGUUCUUGUAUGCAUAAAUAAAUAAAUCUUAAAAAAAUGUAAAAGAAAAAAGAAAAGGAAUGUGUGCUUACAAACUUGAAAGAGAUGGACAGGAUGUUCCAAAGCUGUUGGGAAACAUCUCACUUCCUCUCUGUGCCUCUCCUUGCUGUGCCUGUGACUUUAGCAACACUGAGUUUGGUCCAUUUUCCUGAAAUCAGAUGGUCUGAGCCAGAAGGAACCACAGUUUGGCUUUCCAGGGUAGGUAGGAGACAGUGUCAGCACAGCUUCUGGAAGCUCGUAGGACGCUGGGCCAUACCCCCUUCAUCACCGCUCCGUCCUUUAAAUGGGAGUCGAUAGGCUCCAGCAGCUCUUGGAGGAAACCAAUGACGACGCAAGUGGCCGAGCUCUCUACUUUGCUUUUGGGAGCCAAAAGGAAGCCAGAUCCUCUUGGGUGAGCAGUGGCGUGGAAGUGACUGGCACUGCCUUUAGCCUCCAGUCUCCCUACCUGCAGAAGUGGGGGCUCUUCUAGACUAUCUCUACGGACUAUCUCUAGACUAUCCUCGAUGGGCGGGUGGGUGAAGGGGAUGGGAGAGAGGGGGAAGCAACGGCCCUGGGGACAUUGUGUUUAGUCCAUGCAUGUUGAGUAUGAAUCCGGCCUAUGGCCCAACCUAGGAUGAAUAAACAGGUAGAGAACUGCAUUUCUUGAAUUUGUGUUUCUAUUCUACCUGUAGUCUGGUGGCCUUUCCCUCACACAGUCUGAGUUUCCCUUUGCAUCCUCUACUGGAAGCUGGGGGGUCAUUGUAGAGGAGACACUAGAGAGGAGGAAUUCAGUUCUUGUCUGCAAGAACUGCUUGAAGAGGAGUCUUUCCUCAGGCUUGACCUCUGCCUGAGACACUGACGGCCUCAUAUGGGACUGACCUUGUCCUAAGGGUCCUUAGGUGACUUGACACAG
Messenger RNA from Talpa occidentalis (Iberian mole), 3026 nucleotides. RefSeq names its product chromosome unknown C1orf216 homolog (gene CUNH1orf216). NCBI's taxonomy places the organism in Eukaryota, Metazoa, Chordata, Mammalia, Eulipotyphla, Talpidae. The transcript is spliced from 2 exons. The coding region runs from base 92 to 781 and encodes 229 amino acids. The record is from RefSeq and is a predicted model, not a curated record.